AUGAUCGUUGGUAAUGAAAGAAAUACAGAAGACAACGGACGAACGUUCAAAAAAGUACCGGCAAAACGAACACCUAAAGAAUGUUCAACCAAUCCAGUAGACGAUUCGAAUAGAACGAAAGAAAUUCAUAAGAGAAAUGAGGGAAAAAAAAGUGAACGGGAAGAAUCGAAUUUAGCGGACGGCAAUGAUUCAGAAAGCUUAUCGAAAAGAACGAACAUAUUGAAUGCUUCGAAUAAUAAUCCCUUAGAGGUGUUUCUUUCAGCACCUCCAAUCUUAUUCAUUACAGAUAGUAAUAGUAGUUGUAAUGAUAAUGACAGUAUUUAUCAAAAUGAUAGUCGUAAUGAUGAAAUGACUGAAUUGGCAGCAAACGAAAGUGAUUUAAAUGAGUAUGAAAAAAGGCAGUUAAAAUCAGAUAUUUUUGAUUAUAACUGUCAACAGCAACAAUCAGUUGAUAAUUUAUUGACAGCAGCAACAACAACGACGACUGGUAAUAAUAAUACUACUAAGAGUAAUAAUAAAAGUAAACGAAAGCUUGAACCAACGCUGAGGAAGUCGUCAAGUGCAGAACAAGGUUAUCAGGGUAGUUCAAUUCAAUUGCAAAUCGCUCGUUCAUGCUACUCACCCGACCAUCCUCAGCACUAUCAGUCAUCGCGAUGCCUAUCAUCAGUUCGAAUUCCACUCAAAAGUGCUUUAAAAGCAACCAAAUCAGAUGCUUAUUUACUCAAUACUGGAUUCCAUCAUCCAGUUUUAUCCAGUGACAGCGAUAACUCCUCACUGAACACCAUUAGUGCAUCACAAAAUUGUUUCUAUCGAUCACUCAGCAAAUCGGAUCUACUCGAGUUAAGGCGUACCAUCAGUAAAUCCGACUUCAAGCAGGUGCAAGACCCUUUAUCACGUCCAAAAUUGAAACGUAAUAGCUCAUUGGAUUGUCCACCAGGCCACGAUUUCAUAUUUCGAAUAGAUGCCGUUCUACCGAAUCAUCGAGACUAUGGUCGAAUGCCACCCUUUUACGAUGCCACUGAUUCUGAAGAGGGUGAUUUCAUACGUCCUUCUGUGCUAUUCCCGUCCAUGAGGUUUCUGUUGAUUACCAUUCACAAAAUUAUUAGUACUGUUUUUGUUACUAUUAUUGUUACUGUUACUAUUAUUGCUAUUGUUAUUGUUAUCUGUAAUAAACCUUAGACAAAUCGAUAUGUUUUUGCUUAUUAUGAAAUGUAAACUGUAGAAAGGUUAUUGAUAGCAGCGUUAUUAUGUUGUUGUUUUAUAACACUUUCAAUAAGUUCAUCCAAUAUGGCCGUUGCAUUAAUUUGUAUGACUUCGUGUUCGAUGCACGGUUAUGGUGGUGAGUUGGAAUGGCAUAGUGAAGAGGAAGGCUUUGUGUUAGCAGCACAAAAUGCAGGGUCGCUGUUGAUGGUCGUAACAGGUUUAUGGGCUGAUCGAAUCAACGGUAAAUGGAUGGUCGGCGGUAGUUUAGUGCUGUGUGCACUAGCGAAUGCGGCUUUACCGGUCAUGGCACGUGAAAACUUUUGGUACGCAGUUGCAGCACGUCUUGCGGUUGGUGCUGCAGAUGCCUGCUUAUCGCCAGCUGCAAAUUCACUCAUCACACGAUGGUUUCCGCAUACGGAACGUGCCGCUGCGAUUGGCAUCAUUACGGGUGGUCGUCAGAUCGAUAUUUUGAAUGGAUGGCCAGCGAUAUUUUAUUUGAGUGCGAUGAUCGCCAUUCUUGUCACACUCUUCUGGUUACCGAUGGGUGCUGAUAAACCAUCGAAACAAGGUUGCAUUUCACGACAAGAGCGUCUUUUUAUUGAAAGCAGAAUAGCGUGUGAAUCAAUCGGAAAACGAACCGCACCUCGUCACGUACCGUGGUCAGCGAUUUGUCGUUCACCGGCCGUCUGGGCCGGUGUGUUUGCGUUGGUUUGUCACGAGUAUCCACUCGUUAUCAUGUUACAAUUCCUGCCCAACUAUAUGCGCGAUAUCCUUCAGUUUGCACCCGCAAAAAAUGGUAUCGUCUCAGCGCUGCCAAUUGCGUGUCUUUUCAUCAGUAAAACCCUAUCAUCAAGUUUAUCCACAUGGCUUACCGAACAUACCACGUGGACGAAGAGUAAAAUUUGCAAGAUUUUCAACGGAAUCGCAUCAGCUGGCCUUUCGAUAUGCGUAUUGGCCGUACCACAAUUCGACAAGAACACAUCUUUCCUGGCUAUUAUUGCAUUGUGUGGAGCGAUGUUAUUCGCAGGACUACAUACGCCUGGCGUACAAACUGCGCUAGUGCAACUGGCUCCACCAUUCUCUGGUGUCAUAACAGGUUUAUCGUUUUUUGUGGUUGCAUGGUUUGGUAUUGGCAAUAAAAUUUUGACGAAAUUUAUCGUGCGAAAUGGUACACUUCAAGAGUGGGCUACUGUAUUCUACGUCUCCGGUGUAAUAGCCGCAUUACCAGUAGUUGUUUUCACGAUUUGGGGUUCUGGUGAACGACAGUGGUGGUCAACGCCUAGCUCGAAAGCUUCAACGCAUUCGCUGAACACUCAAGCGACGAAUGUUUCCAAUUAA
This is a messenger RNA of Anisakis simplex (herring worm), 2541 nucleotides long. The record is from the annotation of a GenBank genome assembly. NCBI's taxonomy places the organism in Eukaryota, Metazoa, Nematoda, Chromadorea, Rhabditida, Anisakidae.